This is a messenger RNA of Aegilops tauschii subsp. strangulata, 2771 nucleotides long. Its product is annotated as phytyl ester synthase 1, chloroplastic. NCBI's taxonomy places the organism in Eukaryota, Viridiplantae, Streptophyta, Magnoliopsida, Poales, Poaceae. The record is from RefSeq and is a predicted model, not a curated record. Gene Ontology annotation, cellular component: membrane.
AAAAGUAACAGAAAAGGCAUAGAGAAAAGAAGAAGAAAUUUGGCCUGCGAGGGAUCGGUACACCCCACUGCGCGCGCAUGCUUCCUACCAGCGGCUAAUGGGCUAGCCCAACCUCUACUAUUUGUGGACUUUGAUUAAUAAAGUUCGGCCUUACCCCUAAAAAAAUGGCAGCCCCCUGUCUCUCUCUUUUUACCACAAAAAAAACAAAUUAAUAAAUCAGGGGGAUUAAUGGUGGGGAGAAGGACACACGUGAGCCAUUCAUGUUGCCUCUCCAACUCUUUAUCUCUUCCCGCCGCUUCCUUCCAUGGAGGGCAGGAAACAAUCUCUCCACCAUAGUAGCUCGUCGCCGUCCGCUGGUAGUCAGCGGCCGCCACCGCGUGGGAGCAUCGGAGGGCUGCUCGCCGGAGCCACCCACUGUGUCAGAGCGGGACGCACCACCAGGCCAUAUGUGGAAGCGGAAUCAUCCGUGACCAUCCCUCUGCCGGAGUUCGUGGCGGCUGCCAUCUCUGAUUCCGGUGCGUUUGUUCCAACCAGUAACGGCGCACGACGGUGUCCAUGGUUCCGCACACCAUGCUGCGCCCGUUUGGCGUAAACCCGUGCGCCGCGGGUGGCCAUCUCAGACGGCACCAUGCCCGGCUGUGCCUCCGCCGUGCGAGCUCGGUGGAUGCGACGACCGGGACUUUGCCGGGCGGUAGCAGCAACACCAGGAGGAGGAAGAAGCAGGCCGCGGAGGAGUCGCGGUUGGAGGUCCUUUACGACGACGGGUUCGGGAGCGCCACCAUGAAGGACUACUGGGAGGCGGUGAGGGCCAUGCCCAAGGACGACGGCGGGCCGCCGCGGUGGUUCUGCCCAGUGGAGUGCGGCCGGCCGGAGGUGGACAGGGCGCCGCUGCUGCUUUUCUUGCCAGGAAGCGAUGGUGUUGGAAUGGAGCUCAUUUUGCACCACCAUUCUUUGGGCAAACUAUUUGAGGUUUGCUGCUUCCAUAUACCAGUAAAUGACCGUACACCAUUUGAAGGGUUGUUACAAAUUGUGGAAGAAUAUGUCAAAUAUGAGAGUGCUUUGUCACCAAGCAGACCAAUAUAUAUUGUUGGAGAUUCUUUUGGUGGAUGUCUCGCAAUUUCAGUUGCAGCUCGCAAUCCAGAAAUCGAUUUGGUUCUUACACUUGUAAAUCCAGCAACAUCAUCAGCAAAAACUUCGUUGCAGGCAGUAUUGCCUCUUUUGGAAACGAUGCCAAGCAACCUCCCAGUUGUCCAGCCCCACCUUCUCAGAUAUUUAAUUGGUAACCCUCUUAAUGUGGCUAUGGUUAGUGUUCAGAAUGGUCUUUCGCCUCAAGAAACUCUACAAGAAUUUUCAAACAGUCUCACUUCAAUGCUACCUUUAGUUUCAGAACUAGGAGAUAUAAUACAAAUGGGCACUCUCGUGUGGAAACUUAAGCUUCUCAAGUCAGGUGCAAACUAUGCCAACUCUCAACUUCAUGCGGUACAAGCAGAAGUACUACUUCUUGCAAGUGGCAUUGCGAAUCUGCCGCCAAGUGGAGAAGCAGACCGACUGUUUAAGACACUGAAAAAUUCUAAACUUCGAUACUUUAGGAACCGGGGUGAUAGACUACUCAUGGGGGAUGGCUUCAAUUUGCUAACUAUCAUUAAAGGAGUAAGCAUGUACCGUCGUGGUAGACAACGGGACUUCGUGAACGAUUUCCUCCCACCUACAUUAAGUGAAUUCAAGAAAACAUUUGGUGAAGAUUUCAAACUGUUUAAUCAGUUAUUGAGCCCAGUUAUGCUCUCUACAUUGAAAAAUGGAAAUAUUGUUCGUGGCCUUGCCGGUGUUCCUGACAAAGGUCCUGUCUUGUUUGUGGGCUAUCACCAACUCUUGGCCAUGGAGGUGCCUGCACUAGUUGAAGGGUUCCUAAGAGAGAAAAAAACAAUUCUCAGAGCAGCAGCUCAUCAAGUAUUUUUUGUCGGAAAUUAUGAGAUACUGCGUCAGGAGUUGUCUCUGUUUGAUUGGUUCUCUGCAUUCGGCGCGGUUCCAGUCAGUCCGAUCAAUACGUACAAGAUGUUUGAGAGAAAUGAAUUUGUUCUUCUCUAUCCAGGUGGUGUGCGGGAAGCUCUACAUAGGAAGGGUGAGGCAUACAAAUUGUUUUGGCCAGAUCAACCAGAAUUUGUAAGAAUGGCAGCACGGUUUGGAGUUACCGUCGUACCAUUUGGUUGUGUGGGAGAAGAUGACUUUGUGGAGAUAGUUCUGGACUACAAUGAUCAGAAGAACAUACCCUAUCUCAAAGACGCGAUAAAAUCAUUCAAUGAAGAUUUUAAAGGACUAAUAAGGGACACGGUGAAAGGAGAUGAUGGGAAUCAAGUCUUGCAUCUACCCGCUGUUCUCCCAAAGGUACCAGGUCGGCUAUACUUCCUAUUCGGCAAGCCAAUCGAGAUGAAAGGAAUGGACAAUGUGCUGACGGAUAGGAAGAAGGCAAACGAAGUAUAUUUGCAAAUCGAAUCCGAAGUGGAGAAUGUAGUGUCUUACCUCAAGAGGAAGAGAAAGGAAGAUCCUUAUCGGAGUAUUACGCGACGCGCGUUGUACCAUGCAACUCAGGAUCCUUCUACUCAAGUGCCGACUUUUGAGCCGUGAAAGAUUGACUCUAGCCUUGUUUCCUUUAGGCCCAGUGUUUGAUCAGGACUUUCAUGUCGGAUUGUAAGUUGAGGCAAUUUGAGAAUUAACUAUGAGAUCACUUAUAGACCUACAAUAUUGAUUUAUUGAAGUGUAAUUACAAGCAUGCA